This is a messenger RNA of Anastrepha ludens (Mexican fruit fly), 14174 nucleotides long. Its product is annotated as dynein beta chain, ciliary. Gene Ontology annotation, biological process: microtubule-based movement. Bases 211 to 13872 code for a protein of 4553 amino acids. Gene Ontology annotation, cellular component: dynein complex. NCBI's taxonomy places the organism in Eukaryota, Metazoa, Arthropoda, Insecta, Diptera, Tephritidae. Gene Ontology annotation, molecular function: dynein light intermediate chain binding; minus-end-directed microtubule motor activity; ATP binding. The transcript has 25 exons. The record is from RefSeq and is a predicted model, not a curated record.
CACAAAUACCACACAAAAGGUGGUAAAUAACUUAACAUUACCCGAUAAUCGUCCAGCGAGAAGAGGAAAAUCAAAAGAGAGAAUAAAGGCAACGUUUAUCGCAAUUCCGCGGGCCCAAAAGAAAAAAGAGCAGAGCCAGCAAACUCUCAUUUAAGAGAUCCCCAAAGCAACUGGUUCAAGGGGUGGUAAGCAGUUGAACAGCGAAGCAGCAUGGCGGGGCCAGAAGAAAAAGAGAAAAAGGAGAAAAUCGAUGAGCGCUUCGAAUAUUUUAAUAAUUACGUAAUGAAAACUUUACGACUAAAAAAUGAAAAAUGGGCCAAGCUAAUGGGUAUACCUGAAUCGAAGGAAAUUAUCCAAACUUUUCUAAACAAUCCCAGUCAGCCGCGUUUGAUUUUCUACCUGAAUGUUGCCUCGUUGUUAACGCCCUCCUUUGACUUUCCCGCUAAGGCACGCAGUAAAAUGGUUUACUUCAUGCGCAACGAAAUGCCAACCGACCUUACGUUGGAGGAUAUGGAUAGUAAACUAAUGGUCGGUGACGUACUGCCAAAUGCUUUGGAAAAUCUAUCUGUGCUCUGUGAUGAUGUCAUUUUCCCCAUGGUCACCAAUCCAGCCAAUCAAGAUGGAUGGACAGCAGUUAUAGUUAAUGAUAUAAAAACGGAAUCUCAGGACUUGCGCACUGGCAUAGCACUAAUGAAAGGAAAAGUUAUUAAUCGCACAAUUCUACCCUUGCCCAUAUGUAUUGAUGAAGUGAUGGAAAUCGCGCCACAAAUUGCAGUCGGAGACCUCAGUAAAUUCAACCACCUUCACAAGCCGGCCCUAGAAAAUAUGGUGGUAAAAUGGCUCGACGCGAUAGAUGAAAUAAUUAAGAGGAAACCUCGUGAACACGUAUAUGAAAAAGAGACACAUCCGAAACCCGAUUUGCUCUUCAGCUUCUGGGAAACCCGCUUGGAGAACCUAGAAAAUGUAGCCGAUCAAUUAGGUGAUAAACGUAACAAAACCAUCGUUUUUGUUCUCGAAAAAAUAGACUCCCAAUUCGUCGCCACUUUUCGAAAGGUCAUGAGAUUGCUGCUGCUGUCAUUGGCAGAAACGCGUGAUAUUACGAAAUUUUUGUCACCAUUGCGCAAAAUGGUCGACCAAUUCGAAGCCAAUCGAAUGGAUGAAAAUCGGGCCCAACUGCGUCCGCUGCUCUUAACCGUGGGUCUAGUUUGGGGGCAUUCAAAAUAUUUCCAUACUUUGGACAACAUGGUGCUACUCUUCGAACUGUUGCACAAUUCAAUUAUUGAGAGUGUCAUCCUAACUAUCGAACCAGAGAGCUGCUUUGGUGAUGUUGACGAGGCCUACAAACGAGUUGUAAUGAAUAUCGAUCACUUAGAGUACUAUAAGAAAGCUUAUGAAAAUUGUCGUGCCAGCCUAAAGAAAUUCAAAAUUGGCACAGAAUUUAACUCACAAGACUGGACAUGGCAGCCGAAGACAAUCUUCGAUCGUUUGGAUCGUUUUAUGGAACGGCUGCAUGUGAUGAAAAUCAUCUUCGAUACGGGACGCGAUUUUCUUAAACUCGAAAAAGUUGUCGUUGGUGGUUUGAAGGGACGUCAAAUAUCAGCUGCACUUAACAAAAUUCUAGAGGAAUUCAACAAUAAAUAUCGCGACUGGAUAGCCGGCAUCGCAUACAAUGUGCUCGAUCCUGACGAAUCGGUUGAACAAUUUAAAAGCGACGUUGCAAAAUUUCAUGAUUUCGCCGAGCAACUAGAGCGACGUAUGGCAUUUCAAUUCGAAUUAGCGCUGCUGGACUCGCAUGAUUUGAUGCUCUGCGGCAGUCUGUUGCUGCGGCCGAUCGUUCAGAAACAGCUUGAUCCGCAUAUGCACAUACUCGUGGACGAUUUAGUCGAUGAAAUACAUGCAGUCAAGAGAGAUUUCAAUGAUUUCGAAGCUAUUUAUAAGGAAAAGGGCGUGCAGGCUCUGCCGACCGAUGAGUGUUUCCCAAAAGUUUCCGGCGCUAUUUCUUGGCUACUCAAAUUACGGCAUCGUAUCACUUGGAUCAAGUCGGAUUAUGAGCUCUACGAAUACCCUCUCUUCGAUAAUGAAAUUGGCGAGCAUACGCUGAGUAUCUAUCAUCAAAUGCUGGAACAGAUUGACGCAUUGAAGCAGGCUAUACUGGAGGAGUGGUAUAUCACUGUACGCGAACACAUCAAUAAUGGCAUGGCGCAAAUGCUAUUGAAAAAGGAUGAAAAUGGAGUACUCUCGGUGAAUUUUACGCAAGAACUGGUGGAUGCUUUGAAGGAUAUCAAAGUUUUGCGCAUUAUGGAAUGCGAAGUGCCUGAGCAGCUUAUAGAGUUAUACCAGCGUGAUGAGGCAUUAUGGCAAGCGCGCCUCAAACUGCGGCGCAUAGCUGACUGGUACAAUGACGUGAUCGCGCGGUCGCAGCCGAGUGAACUGAAGCUAAUACGAGCAGAGUUGAGUGGAAUUGAGCUUUUUAUGGAGCCAUUAAUUAAUGAUAUAGCCUGGAUGUCGAUUGACCAAAAAUUCAUCACCAAAGUAUUUUCAAAAAUAAGUCAUUUGCAAAAGCGUAUUGAGAAAUGUCAAGCAAAUUUGGAAGCCAUUAAAAAGAGCAUAAACGAAUGGGGAAAGGUACCGCUGUUCCAACGUAAAGAUCUCAAUCCGAAAGCGUUCCUGGAGGUCGAACCACGUGCGGUCAUUAUUGAAAAACGGUUUAGACAGGCAUCGGCCACUAAAGAACUCAUUGACAAAUUAAUGUUCGAAAAUGCUAAGCUAUUUUUUGACAUACCACAUCGCUAUGAAAUUGAUGAGGAGAGUGUCGAAGCUGUUGAAGAGGAGGAGGAGAAUAUGGCGACUAAUAGGCGGGGUACAGCAACGACUACCCAUACAUCUAUAAUUCCGCAGAACAUAAAUGAGAUUGCAGAAGAAUCAUCAUCAUUGGAGGAAGAGUUGAUAACGCCUCAGCAUCGUUACGACUUGCUGCAGACACUCAGUGAGGAAGAGCGUGAACAAUUUCGUGAGUAUGAAAAGUAUGUUGAUGAACAAAUAGCUUUGCAGCUAUUGGACGCUGUCAUUACAAGCGUUACAUAUCUACGCAUGGAAAUUGAAAAUCGUUAUGAAAAUGAUGCGCCAAUUUUUGAAAUACUAAUGGAACUGCAAGAGCCGCUUGUCGUGUACUUCCGAAAUUUGGAUCACAAUUCAAAGAACGGCUUCACAAUGCAUAUUGAAUCUUUGAUGGAUGAUAUGUACGAUAUGAUGAGGAUGUUGCCGCGUGUGGCACAGGAUCCCGUACCGCCAGAUGUGGAACCUGCUAAUUUCAUAGACGAAUUAACUGAUAAACCCGACCUUCAAAAGCAACGCCAUGAUAUAUCGGUUAAGGUAAUAUUCGCACUACAACAGAUAAAAUCCUACUCAAAGGCUUUUAUGGACUACUCACAUUUGUGGCUCUCUAACAAACAACAAUAUCUUGCCGAUGUUAAGAAAUAUGGAAGACCGUUGACGGUCGCCGAGCGCGAUGCCGAACUUGAGGGUGAAGGCGAAUCAGGCAUAAAGCCAUUGAAGGAAGACUAUCCACCUUUAAGUGUCUACAAAGAACAGUUGGACAAAUUUAUUGCAAUGCAAGAUGUAAUCUCACAAUGGGAAACCUACCAUGACAUUCAUAUCUGGUUGCGCCUAAAUAUGAAAGGUUUUAAAAACGCUGUGCUCAAUCUAGUAGGCAAGUGGAUAAGUCUCUUUAAGCAGGAUCUCAUCGAUAGAGUAAAGAACUCAUUACAGGAACUGGAGGAUUUCGUUGCAGAAGCAAAUGAGGCACUUAAAAUCGAACUCAACAAAGACGACUUUGAAGGUCUACUAAAAAUUCUCUCUGUGCUCAGCACAAUCAAUGAGAAGCAAUUCACCUACGAUUACAUGUUUGAUCCACUGCGUGAGGUUGUGGAUUUGCUGAAGCAGUACAAUUACGACUUUAAGGAUAGCGUAUUGGCGCAGUUAAACGAAUUACCCGAUAAAUGGAUGAAAGUGAAAAAGAAUGCUGCCGUCGUUAAACAAACAAUUGCGCCCAUACAGUCCUACCAAGUGGAUCUGAUUGAAAAACGAAUCAUACUUUGUGACACUAUGGCUAGUCAAUACCGUAAACGCUUCCUGCGCAAAAGGUUCUUUUACGUUCCUUGCGAUAAUCCGUAUGAGUUGAUCGACGAAGCUGAUUUGGAGAUUAGCGCUUUGGAGGAACGUCUGAAAUCGCUCACGGAAUCUGCUGUGCUUUUCGAACUGCAAGGUCCAGAACCAAGCAAAAUUGAGCUCUGCCGACAUGAACUACAGCUACAAAAGGUAAUGUGGGACUUUGCAAUAACGAUUCAAACCACAAUCGAUGAAUGGAAGAAGACUCCUUGGAAGAAAAUCGACAUUGAAUCAAUGGAUCAAGAAUGCAAGAAAUUUGGCAAGGAGUUGGGUGGUUUGGGCAAAGAUAUGCGUUCAUGGGAACCCUAUAUAUAUACUGAGAAUCAAAUAAAGAAUUUAAUGACUUCGCUACGUGCUGUAACUGAACUGCAAAACCCAGCGAUUCGUGAUCGUCACUGGGUUGAGUUGAUGACAACGACAGGUGUCAAGUUCAGCAUGGAUGAUUCAACUACGCUGAAAAACCUGAUUGAUUUGAACCUGCACGAAUAUGAGGAGGAAGUAAAAGGUAUUGUGGACAAAUCUGUCAAGGAACAGGCCAUGGAAAAGAUGCUGAAAGAUCUUACUAACACGUGGGCUAGCAUGGAGUUUCAGAAUGAAGCACACGAACGCACUGGCCUCAAGCUACUCAAAGCUUCAGAAGAGAUGAUCGAAACUUUAGAGGACAACCAAGUACAAUUGCAAAAUAUGGCUUCAUCUAAAUAUGUUGGCUACUUUCAGCAUGAAGUCACUGCUUGGCAACAUAAAUUAUCCAAUGCUGAUCAAAUAAUCGGUUCAUGGUUCGAGGUGCAACGCAAAUGGCAAUAUCUCGAAAGUAUUUUCAUCGGUUCGGAAGAUAUUAGAUCGCAACUGCCAGAAGACUCCAAACGGUUCGAUUACAUUGACCGUGAAUUCAAGGCAUUGUUAAAUCAAAUGAAUCUCGAUCGCAAUGUGGUGCGCUCAACUAACAGACCUAACAGUAAACUCUACGAGACACUCGAAUCACUGCUCAAACAACUCACGUUAUGCGAAAAAGCGCUUAACGACUAUCUGGAGACGAAGCGACUUGCAUAUCCACGCUUCUACUUUGUUUCGUCCGCCGACUUACUGGACAUUCUAUCCAACGGCAAUAAUCCCAAAAUGGUUUGUCGCCAUUUAACCAAACUCUACGACUCCAUGGGUCUUUUAAAUCUAAUCGCAGGCACAAAGUUGGCCACUGGUAUGAUUGCUAAGGAACAUGAAGAGCUUGUGCCUUUCUUAGAGAACUGCGACUGCAGCGGCAAAGUCGAAGGUUGGCUUAAUCGUGUUACGGACAAAAUGCGUGAAACACUGCGUGAUCACUUUCGGCGCGCAGUUAUCGCUUACGAAGACAAGCCGCGACAUAUAUGGAUUUUCGAAUGGCCCGCUCAACCGGCUCUGGUGACCACACAAAUCUGGUGGACAACCGAAACAAAUGACGCCUUCACGAAAGUACAGCAGCGCUACGAGAACGCUAUCAAGGACUACAAUAAGAAGCAGGUGGCACAACUUAACAAUUUAAUUAAUAUUUUGUUGACCGAUCUAACGCCAUCUGAUCGUCAAAAAAUCAUGACCGUCUGCACCAUAGACGUUCACAGUCGUGAUGUUGUGGCGAAAAUUAUUGCGGCUAAAGUCGAGUUGGCAACAGCCUUUCAAUGGCAGAGCCAGCUACGUCAUCGUUGGGACUUGAAGUACGACGACUGCUUUGCGAAUAUCUGCGAUGCACAAUUUAAAUACGACUAUGAAUAUCUGGGCAAUACGCCACGCUUGGUGAUCACGCCGUUGACCGAUCGCUGCUACAUAACUCUAACGCAGUCGCUGCAUUUGGUGAUGGGAGGCGCACCUGCGGGACCGGCUGGAACGGGCAAGACGGAAACCACCAAAGAUCUUGGACGUGCGCUAGGCAUGAUGGUGUACGUAUUCAAUUGCUCCGAACAAAUGGAUUACAAAUCUUGCGGCAAUAUACAUAAGGGUUUGGCACAAACGGGCGCUUGGGGCUGUUUCGAUGAAUUCAAUCGUAUUUCUGUGGAAGUGCUCUCUGUGGUCGCUGUACAAGUGAAGUGCAUACAGGACGCCAUUAAGGCUAAGAAGGUUGUGUUUAACUUUCUGGGCGAAAUUAUAUCGCUACGUCCCACAGUCGGCAUGUUUAUCACUAUGAAUCCAGGUUAUGCAGGGCGCGCCGAAUUGCCCGAAAACUUGAAAGCGCUUUAUCGUCCCUGCGCCAUGGUGGUGCCGGACUUUGCGCUCAUCAGCGAAAUUAUGAUGGUGGCGGAAGGCUUCCAAGAAGCACGUCCGUUGGCGCAAAAAUUCAUUACACUCUAUACACUAUGCAAAGAACUGUUGUCAAAGCAGGAUCACUACGACUGGGGUUUGCGUGCCAUCAAGUCGGUGUUGGUUGUUGCCGGUUCACUGCGUCGUGAUGACCGCUAUCGUCCCGAAGAUCAAGUACUCAUGCGUGCCUUACGUGAUUUCAAUAUACCAAAAAUCGUCACCGACGAUGUGGCUGUUUUCAUGGGCCUCAUUGGCGACUUGUUCCCCAAUCUGGACGUACCACGAAAGCGAUCAUUGGACUUUGAAGCUAUCAUUAAGAAAUCAGCAGUUGACCUUAAGCUGCAGCCCGAAGACGGUUUCAUUUUGAAAGUAGUACAACUCGAGGAGCUAUUUGCUGUCAGACACUCGGUAUUCAUAAUUGGCUUUGCUGGCACUGGCAAAUCUGAAGUUUGGAAAACAUUGAACAAAACAUAUCAAAAUCAGAAACGCAAACCACACUACAAUGAUCUCAAUCCCAAGGCCGUUACCAACGAUGAGCUUUUCGGCAUUGUCAAUCCGGCUACGCGUGAAUGGAAAGAUGGCCUAUUCUCUAUUAUUAUGCGCGAUCAGGCAAAUUUGGGUGGUACCGGUCCAAAAUGGAUAGUAUUGGAUGGCGAUAUUGAUCCGAUGUGGAUUGAAAGUCUGAAUACUGUCAUGGAUGAUAAUAAAGUAUUGACAUUGGCCAGCAACGAACGCAUUGCGUUGACCAAAGAGAUGCGACUGCUUUUCGAAAUCGCCAAUCUAAAAACUGCAACACCAGCCACCGUAUCGCGCGCCGGUAUACUUUAUAUUAAUCCGCAAGAUUUGGGCUGGAGUCCAUUCAUACAGUCGUGGCUUAGUUCACGCCCCAACCAAACUGAGGUGGCCACACUCAAUGUACUUUUCGACAAAUAUGUACCACCCAUGUUGGAUGUUUUCCACAAGCGUUUAAAGCGCAUUACUCCCAUCUCGGACAUUGCCAUGCUACAAAUGACCUGCUUCCUGUUGAAUUGCAUGUUAACGCAGCAAAAUGUGCCCAACGACUGUCCGAAAGACUGGUAUGAGAUAUACUUUGUCUUCUGCAUAAUUUGGGGUUUCGGCUCCACGCUCUUUCAAGAUCAAAUCAUUGACUGGCGUAACGAAUUUCAUAAGUGGUUCAUUAAUGAGUUCAAGGCGGUUAAAUUUCCACCAGGCAAUAAUGUAUUUGCCUAUUAUGUGGACCACGAAACCAAGAAUUUCUUGCCUUGGACUAAACUGGUGCCCUCAUUUGAGCUUGAUCCGGAUGUACCGCUGCAAGCCAAUUUGGUGCACACCUCCGAGACGACACGUUUGCGUUAUUUCAUGGACGUGCUGGUGGCCGAUAAUCAUCCUGUAAUGCUUAUCGGCGCAGCUGGCUCUGGAAAAACGAUAAUAAUGGGUUCAAAACUGAAUUCGCUCCCCACCGAAAAGUAUGCCGUGCAAAAUGUGCCAUUCAACUUUUAUACCACAUCGGAGAUGUUGCAGCGUGUGCUGGAGAAACCUUUGGAGAAGAAAGCUGGACGUAAUUAUGGCCCGCAGGGAAACAAGAACAUGCUUUACUUUGUGGAUGAUAUGAACAUGCCGGAAGUGGACAAUUAUGGCACCGUGCAGCCACACACACUCAUACGUCAAUUUAUGGACUAUCGCCAUUGGUAUGAUCGUAUCAAGAUGACACUACGCGAUAUACACAAUUGCCAGUUUGUGUCCUGUAUGAAUCCAUCGGCCGGCUCGUUCACUAUAAAUCCACGCUUACAACGACACUUCUGUUCAUUUGCCGUCAAUGCACCAGCGGCCGAUGCGCUCUUCCACAUCCUACACUCGAUUCUCUCACAACAUUUGGCCACACCACAUCUAAAGUUCGAUAAAGCCGUAAUAAAUUUGGGUGAACCUUUAGUGCAAACAGCCAUUUCAUUACACCAAAAGGUCGCCUCAACAUUCUUGCCUACCGCCAUCAAGUUCCAUUAUAAUUUUAACCUGCGUGACAUAGCUAACAUUUUUACGGGUGUGCUAUAUUCGAAUUUCGAAACAUGUCCCAAUCCAAACCAGCUGCUGCGGCUCUGGGUACACGAAUGUAAUCGAGUCUAUGGUGACAAGCUAGUCGAUCAAAUAGACAUAGUCAACUUUCAAAAAUUAAUGGGCGAAAUGGUGCGGAAGGGCAUUGAGACCUUCACGGAGGAUAUCGUCUUUGCGAAGCCACACAUUUACUGUCACUUUGCCAAGGGACUUUCCGAUAUUAAGUAUAUGCCUAUACCCGACUGGGAACGUCUCAAUCGGCUAUUAACGGAGGCACAAGAGCGUUACAAUGACUUUGUCGGCGCGCUAAAUUUAGUGCUUUUCGAAGACGCCAUGGCGCACGUUUGCCGCAUCAGUCGUAUACUGGAAUCUUCGCGUGGCUACGCGCUCCUCAUUGGUGUUGGCGGCUCUGGCAAACAAUCGUUGACACGCCUGGCUUGUUUCAUCUCCUCGUUGGACGUAUUCCAAAUACAACUAACUAAAGACUACAGCAACAAUGACUUAAAGGCAAACUUGUCUACGCUAUACAUGAAAGCGGGCGUAAAGUCGACACCCUGUUGUUUUCUCAUGACCGACUCGGAAGUUGCUAGGGAACAAUUUUUGGUGCUGGUCAAUGAUUUGCUCGCUUCGGGUGACAUACAUGAACUGUUCCCAGAUGAUGAGGUUGAAAAUAUUAUCGGUGUCAUGCGCAACGAAGUGAAGCAACUGGGAAUUAUGGAUACACGCGAAAACUGCUGGAAAUAUUUCAUUGACAAGGUGCGUAGCUUGCUUAAGGUGGUGCUCUGCUUUUCGCCAGUCGGCGCUACGCUACGUGUACGUGCUCGCAAGUUUCCGGCACUUGUUAGUUGCACAACCAUCGAUUGGUUCCACGAAUGGCCGCAAGAGGCACUCGAAUCGGUAUCGGCACGUUUUCUAAACGAAAUCGACGUGUUACCGAAAAGUUUGGCCGAUCCGGUAUCAAAAUUUAUGGCUUAUGUGCACAAAACCGUCAACGACAUAUCCGCAGUUUAUUUGGCCAACGAUAAACGUUACAACUAUACCACACCCAAAUCUUUCCUGGAACUAAUUAAUCUGUAUGCCAAAUUACUGCAGGAGAAGGUGAAAGCCAACCAAGAUCGACGUGUGCGCUUGGAGAAUGGUCUAAUCAAGCUGGCCAGUUGCACGAAAGAAGUCGAUGCCCUACAGGACGUACUUAAAGUACAAGAGGUCGAACUGAAAGCGAAGAACGAAGAAGCCGAUCAUCUGAUCAAAGUUGUAGGCGCCGAAAACGAAAAAGUAUCAAAAGAACGAGCUUUUGCUACCAAAGAGGAGAAAAAUGUGCGCCAAAUAGAGGAAGAUGUAACGGCGAAGGCUAAGUUGUGCGAAGAGGACUUCCGUAAGGCACAGCCAGCGCUUAUAGCCGCCCAAGAGGCACUUAAUACACUAAACAAAAAUAAUCUCACCGAAUUGAAAUCUUUUGGUUCGCCGCCGGAAGCUGUGGUCAGCGUCUGUGCCGCUGUAUUGGUAUUAUUCGCUUCCAAAGGUAAAAUACCAAAGGAUCGCAGCUGGAAGGCUUGCCGUCAGCUCAUGGGCAACGUCGAUAAAUUUCUUGGUGAUCUGGUAAACUACGAUAAGAAGCAUAUACAUCCAGAUAUUAUCAAGGCACUGCAGCCAUAUAUUAAUGAUCCCGAAUUUAAUCCAGAAAAAAUUCUAUCAAAAUCAGCAGCUGCUGCUGGACUUUGUUCAUGGGUCAUAAAUAUAAACCGUUUCUACGAUGUCUACCUGAUAGUAGAACCAAAAGAGCGCGCACUCAGCGAAGCUGAGCAAGAGCUAAAAGAUGCACGAGACAAGCUACAAGCGCUGAACGAUCGUCUUAAUGAACUGGAGCAACAAUUGAACGCCUUGCAGAUGGAAUAUGAUGAAGCGUUGGCUAAGAAGCAAAAGUGUCAGGAUGAGGCCGACAAGACCGCCUUUACCAUCGAUUUGGCUAAUCGUUUGAUUGGUGGUUUAGCCUCAGAAAAAAUACGUUGGUCGGAGUCAGUAAUGAGCCUCAAAGAAGGGCAAAUUACAUUGCCGGGUGAUAUGCUGCUCAUUUCAUGCUUCAUUUCGUAUGUGGGCUGUUUCACACGUCCCUAUCGUAAUGAACUGCAGCAAAAAAUGUGGCUGCCAACUUUUAAAGCUAGUAAUCCAAAAAUACCCGCCACUGAAGACAGCGAUCCCUUCGAAAUGAUUUGCGACGAUGCACAAAUAGCUGAGUGGAACAACCAAGGAUUGCCAAGUGAUCGAAUGUCUUCGGAGAAUGCUGCCAUUUUAGUGCACUCCGAUCGCUAUCCACUAAUGAUCGAUCCACAAUUACAAGGCAUCAAGUGGGUAAAACAAAAAUAUCAGAACAAUUUAAUGGUUGUCCGUUUGACAAUGAAAGGCUAUCUGGACAUGGUGGAAAAAGCUGUCAGCAACGGCAAUGUUUUACUGCUCGAGAAUAUUAGCGAGAAUGUGGAUGCCGUACUUAAUCCGCUACUCGGCCGUAUGUUAAUUAAGAAGGGCACCUGCCUCAAAAUGGGUGAUCGAGAAAUCGACUUUAAUCCUAAAUUCCGUCUAAUCUUACAUACAAAAUUGGCCAAUCCACAUUACAAGCCCGAAAUGCAAGCACAAACUACACUAAUUAAUUUUACUGUAACACGUGAUGGCCUCGAGGAUCAGCUACUGGCAGAAGUUGUGAAAGUCGAGCGCCCGGAUCUAGAGGUUAUGCGCACACGCUUGACGCAGCAACAGAACCAUUUCAAAAUUACGCUGAAAUUCCUAGAAGACGAUUUAUUGCAACGCUUAUCUUCGGCUGGCGAAAAUGUACUAGAGGAUGUAACGCUCGUUAUGAAUUUGGAAAAAACUAAAAAGACCGCAGACGAAAUUGAAAUUAAAGUGGCCGAGGCGAAAAUUACUGCCGUGCAAAUAGAUACAGCACGUGAAGCUUAUCGUCCCGCCUCGGAACGUGCGUCGAUCAUUUACUUUAUACUGAACGAUCUUUUCAAAAUCAAUCCGAUCUAUCAAUUUUCGUUGAAAGCAUUUACAGUUGUCUUCUCGAAUGCUAUGCAACGAGCCGUCGAGGCAGAGAAGCUAAAAGACCGCGUGGAGAAUCUUAUCGAUUCCAUUACGUAUUGUAGCUUCCUGUACACGUCGCGCGGUCUUUUCGAAGCCGAUAAACUGAUUUUUCUUACGCAAAUGUGUUUGCAGAUACUUAUCAGUGCUGGCGAGGUUGAGCAUUCUGAAUUAGACUUUUUGUUACGCUUCCCCUAUAUGCCGAAUCAGACCUCGCAGUUGUCCUUCCUCACCAAUGUUGGUUGGGGUGGUAUACGUGCACUUAGCAAUUUGCCAGCGUUCAGAAAUCUUGACAAAGAUAUUGAAGGUUCCCACAAGCGCUGGAAGAAGUUCGUUGACUCAGAAUGUCCGGAGCGUGAGAAGUUUCCUGGUGAAUGGAAGACGAAGUCCGCAAUCCAACGCUUGUGCAUCAUGCGUUGCAUUCGACCAGAUCGCAUGUCGUACGCCAUGCAAGUAUUCAUUGAAGAGAAGCUUGGCUCCAAGUACACAGAUGCAAGGUCAAUGGAAUUUUCCAAAACUUUCGAAGAGGCCAGCCCCGAGACCCAUGUUUUCUUUGUGCUCUCGCCAGGCGUUGAUCCGCUUAAGGAUGUCGAGAAGUUAGGAAAAGUUAUGGGCUACCACGGCGAUAAUGAGAACUUCCACAGUGUUUCGCUGGGUCAAGGACAAGAAAUAGUGGCCGAAAAUGCUAUAGAUACAGCAUCACGGGAGGGUCACUGGGUUAUACUGCAGAACAUACAUUUGGUAGCACGUUGGCUGCCGACGUUGGAAAAGAAAAUGGAAGCAUCUCUUAUCGACGUGAACGCGAAUUAUCGUUUAUUUUUGAGUGCUGAACCAGCAGGAGAUCCCGCUUACCACAUACUACCGCAAGGUAUUCUCGAAUCGGCUAUUAAAAUAACAAACGAACCACCAACCGGUAUGCAAGCCAACAUACACAAGGCGCUGGAUAACUUCAAUGAGGAAACACUUGAAAUGUGCUCAAAAGAGACCGAGUUCAAGGGAGUGCUAUUCGCUCUCUGCUAUUUCCAUGCGGUGGUAGCUGAAAGGCGAAAGUUCGGCCCACAAGGCUGGAAUCGUGUAUAUCCUUUCAAUGUGGGCGACUUAACUAUAUCGGUAUAUGUGCUUUACAACUACCUUGAAGCCAACACACGUGUACCCUGGGAGGAUCUGCGCUAUCUGUUUGGCGAAAUCAUGUAUGGCGGACAUAUAACUGACGAUUGGGAUCGUCGCCUGUGUCGUACCUACUUGCAAGAGUUCAUGGAGCCUGAGCUGAUCGACGGCGAUCUUGAGUUCUGUCCUGGCUUUCCAGCGCCAGGUAUACUUAAAUACCAGGGCUAUCAUGACUACAUUGAUGAAAAUUUGCCAACAGAGAGUCCAACGCUCUAUGGGCUGCAUCUAAAUUCGGAAAUUGGUUUCCUUACAACAGUUUCAGAGCGGCUAUUUCGCAUUGUUUUCGAGCUGCAACCGCGCGUUGCUGGUGCUGAUUCUGGUGCUGGCGAGGGUCAAUCCCAGGAAGAUGUGGUCAAAAGCAUGAUUGAGGACUUGCUCGAUAAAAUACCUUCUCCUUUUAAUAUUCCCGAAUUGAUGGCGCGUGUCGAAGACCGCAAUCCCUACAUCAUAGUCGCCUUCCAAGAAUGUGAGCGCAUGAACAUACUAAUGAAUGAAUUGAAACGCUCACUACAUGAACUGGAGCUGGGUUUGAAGGGUGAGCUAACUAUUUCCUCAAUAAUGGAAGCGCUCAUGCAAUCAUUAUUUAUGGACCAAGUGCCCGAGUCGUGGACAAAGCUUGCAUAUCCCAGCUUGCUGGGUUUGCAAUCGUGGUUUGCCGAUUUACAGUUGCGUUUGCAUGAGCUGGAAGGCUGGGUUGCUGACUUCCGAAUGCCAUCGUCUAUUUGGCUCGGUGGUUUCUUCAAUCCACAAAGCUUGCUUACCGCCAUUAUGCAGCAGACAGCACGCAAAAACUCCUGGGCAUUGGAUCGUAUGUGUCUCAAUUGCGAUGUGACAAAAAAAACCAAAGAGGAAGUCAACGCCCCUCCCAAGGAAGGCGCCUAUGUGAACGGCUUGUUUAUGGAGGGUGCACGCUGGGACAUGAAAUUGGGUACCAUUGCUGAUGCUUUCCUGAAAGAGCUUUUCCCAGCCAUGCCAGUAAUUUUCAUCAAGGCAGUAUUGCUGGACAAGCAAGAUACGAAAAAUGUUUAUGAAUGUCCUGUCUACAAAAUACGCAUGCGCGGUCCAACCUUCGUGUGGACUUUCAAUUUGAAGACCAAAGAAAAGGCUGCCAAAUGGACGUUGGCCGGUGUUUGCUUGCUACUGCAAAUCUAAAAUGUAUUUACACAGAAGAACAGAAGAAGGACAAUGGGAUAACAACUUUAAUGGCAUUGGAAGCGCGUGCGUUUGGUUGGAUCAACUAGAGUGCCCCAUCUAACGACGUCCUCAUGACUAAACGAAAACAUUUAUUUGUAUUUUAUUUAUUUUACAUUAUUGUGCAAAUAUUAGGAAGACAUGCUAGAAAAUACGAUUUCAAUUCGUUCAAUACACGCACAUACACUCUUCUUAUAUUUCGCAAAUAUAUUACAAUAUAUGAUAUAAUUUUUUGUUUUACAAGUCCGUAUGUUGGAUGAAAA